Suillus subalutaceus is the source of this 1047-nucleotide messenger RNA. RefSeq lists its product as uncharacterized. Gene Ontology annotation, cellular component: cytoplasm. The record is from RefSeq and is a predicted model, not a curated record. The coding region runs from base 131 to 814 and encodes 227 amino acids. The transcript has 7 exons. Lineage: Eukaryota; Fungi; Basidiomycota; Agaricomycetes; Boletales; Suillaceae. Gene Ontology annotation, molecular function: ATP hydrolysis activity.
GCUAUCCCGCACAUUCUUACCUCCAUGUAAAAUUAGUUGGAGAUCACUGAUUCACGUUCCUACCAUCGCAAUUUCGGCUACUCUACCCACCAGCUAUGGUCACCGUGAUCUGCUCUGCGUACAUGCAGGGAUGAAUUUGAGACAACUAUUUUUUUUGAUUCGUUCCGCAAUCUUCGACCACCCUGCUGACCGUCAUUCUACAGGCAAACAACAUAUUCUCCUUAUUGUUUUUGAGCGACGAAAAAGAGCACCAGCUCGAUCAACACAGCUCUUUGAGAUCGAGGUCGUCAACAGCCUUACCCUACUAACCGCCAAGCUCAUCACUCACCUCGUCAAUCUUGGCGAGAAGGACUACAUCCGCAAGAAGAACAAGUGGUUAGCCAAGAUCAAGGGCUGGAUUGACGCGCACAACUCUGGCGACCCCCUUAUCCCAUUCUCUGUAUCAUUGGAGGAGUGUCUUGCGCAGCUUCCAGAAGAUGAGCGUGCUGAGGCCCAAAAGGAACCAGGAGCGCAGAGUGCCCUCGGAAAAAUAACACAAGCGGGGUACUCCAGUCUUGACUUGAUCCGCUACUUUACCUGUGGACCUGAUGAGGUGCGUGCAUGGACGAUUCGCAAGGGCACAAAGGCACCUCAGGCGGCCGGUGUUAUUCACUCGGACUUUGAGAACAAGUUUGUUUGCGGUGAAAUCAUGACGUAUGAGGACCUCAAGGAGCACGGAAGCGAAGCUACUGUUAAGGCUGCUGGUAAACUGAGACAGCAAGACAAGCCUUAUGAGAUGGUGGACGGAAAUAUUGCUUACUGGAAAUCUGGUUAAUUGGACGGAUGGACAAGAAGUUGGGGCUGUUCUACGUUGCAUACAUAUGUGUGCUUGAUGAGGCAAGUAGGAUGAUCGCGUUAUUUGACAUUUGAUGUAUCGUAAAAGAUCCUGAUGCUCACAUUGGCGUCGCAUCGCUUCUCCUAGUCGAUAUUCCUGUCGUUGACGCAGAUGUGGCGCGGCAUUGAGAUGUAGUACCUCGUUCAAGUUUGUGGCAACAAAGUUUACAACUG